GAAUUUCUCCACGUGAUGCUGUGUGAGGACUCGCUAAGUGAGCUGAGCUGAUUGCUGCUCUAAGUCCGGGUGGCGAAUUCGCAAGAGAUUCAAACAAAGUCGCUAGCCGAGGUGAACAGUCUUCGCCUGACCUUGUCAAGAAGUGGUAGUAGCCACUCUCCUCGAUCUUCCUCUCCUUUUGGGAAGUAAUAGACACUUUUGAAGAGCAGCCGGCCCGUUCGAGUUCCGAGUGGCUUCCUCUCUGGCGCUGCGUGAGAUUUUGGUCAACAAAGAAGCUUAAAAAUGGCAUCAAAAGAAGAACUUAUGAAUGAUGAGCGGUUUCAUCAAAUUACAAAGGACCCUAGAUUUUGGGAAAUGCCAGAAAAGGACCGAAAAAUUAAAAUUGAUAAGAGGUUUCGAGCAAUGUUUCAUGACAAAAAGUUCAAGUUGAAAUAUACUGUGGAUAAAAGAGGCCGUCCCAUAAAUCAUAGCAGUACAGAGGAUUUGAAACGUUAUUACGACUUAUCAGAUUCAGACUCUGAUCUCUCAGAUAAAGAUAGUGAUGCAUCAAACAAAAAGAAAACAAAGAAAAAGAACCAAACAACUAAAAAAGGAGAUUCAAAAAAAUUACUGGAUAUGGAAAAAAGCAACACUGUUAAGCCAAAGGGAGACUUUGGACAUGCGAAGGAGACAGAUGAUUAUGAAAAUAUUUGGAAAACACAGCAUUCAAGCAGAAUUAAAAAAGUGCAUGCACAAAAUAAUCUGCAAAAGGAUGAAAAAGAAUCCGCAAAUAAAGACAUAAAGAAUCAAAAAGAUGCACGCUUUGAUGCAGACACGUCAUCUAGAGGAAAACUAAAGAUAUCAGAACUGGAUAAUAAUAAAAUUGUGAAAUCUUCCAAGGUGAAGUUCCCUAAAGAGAAAGAGAAAUGUGAUUCAGACAACAGUGAUAUUUAUUUAGAUAUCAAUGAGUCUGAUGAAGAUAAAUUGGAGGAAGAUACCGAAGAUGAUGAACAGUCAGAAGAUAGGAGUACAGGAGAUAAUGAGGAAAUCUCAGAAUAUGAAGAUGAUGAUGAUGAAAGUGAUAGUGGCCCUGAUCUUGCUAGAGGAAAAGGAAAUAUUGAAACUAGUUCAGAAGAUGAAGAAGAUGAUAUGACUGAAUUUUUUCCUAAGGAAUCUAGUUUCGAGCAUGCAUGGAGAGAAUUAGAUAAAGAUGCCCCUCGGGCAGAUGAGAUUACUCGUCGAUUAGCAGUUUGCAACAUGGACUGGGAUAGAUUAAAGGCUAAAGACUUGCUGGCUCUAUUCAAUUCAUUUAAACCUAAAGGUGGUGUCAUAUUUUCUGUGAAGAUCUAUCCUUCAGAAUUUGGGAAGGAGAGAAUGAAGGAAGAGCUUGUUCAAGGACCUAAAGAAUUACAAAGUAUUCCUGAGGAUGCUCCUGAAAAAGACUGGACCUCCAGAGAAAAGUUGAGAGAUUAUCAAUUCAAGAGACUAAAAUACUUUUAUGCAGUUGUAGACUGUGAUUCUCCAGAAACAGCCAGUAAAAUUUAUGAAGACUGUGAUGGACUGGAAUUUGAAAGCAGCUGUUCCUUUGUGGAUCUGAGGUUUAUUCCAGAUGACAUUACAUUUGAUGAGGAGCCAAAAGACAUAGCCUUAGAAGUGGACAUAACAACAUAUAAACCCAAAUAUUUUACAUCUGCAGCAAUGGGAACAUCAACGGUAGAGAUCACUUGGGAUGAGACUGAUCAUGAAAGAAUUAAAACACUAAACAGAAAUUUUAAAAAAGAUGAACUUCUUGACAUGGAUUUUCAAGCCUAUUUAGCAUCCUCCAGUGAUGAUGAAGAGGAGCCAGAAGAAGAGCAACAAGGUGAUGAUGGAAUCAGUGAGGCAGAAGAUACUAAAUCUAAGAAGAGCCAAAAGGAUGAUGAUGAACAAAUUACAAAGUACAGGCAACUUUUGCAGCUGAUUCAAGAAAAAGAAAAGAAAUCCAAAGACAAUGACAUGGAAAUGGAAAUUAAAUGGGUUCCAGGUCUUAAAGAAAGUGCUGAAGAGAUGGUCAAAAACAAGUUGGAAGGAAAAGAUAAACUGACUCCUUGGGAACAAUUUUUAGAAAAAAAGAAAGAGAAAAAAAAACUGAAAAAGAAGCAGAAGCUACAGUCUGUUAAUGAAAAAGAGACCAGUGAAGAUGAGCUUCCAUCUGACAUUGACUUGAAUGAUCCUUACUUUGCUGAAGAAGUUGGAAAAAUAGGUACUAAGAAAAAAUCCAAAAAAAUCUCCAAGGAUGGACAGUCUCCAGAAGAAGAAGCUGAGGCUGAAAGACAAAAUGCUGAAAUGGCUUUGCUUGUGAUGGAUGAUGAAGAGGAUGGCAGGAGACACUUCAAUUACAACAAGAUUGUAGAGCAACAGAACCUGAGCAAAAAGAAGAAGAAAAAACUCAUGAAAAAGAAUGAACUAUUAGAAGAUGAUUUUGAGGUGGAUGUUUCAGAUACUCGGUUCCAAGCAAUGUAUACUUCCCACUUGUUCAACUUAGAUCCUUCUGAUCCUAAUUUCAAGAAAACAAAAGCUGUAGAAAAAAUCCUAGAGGAGAAGGCUCGACAGAGAGAGCAAAAACAAGAAGAACUUACAGAGGCAAUAAAGAGAAAAGAGAAUGACCUGCAAAAGGAGACAGCAAAGAAAUCCCUAGAUCCUGCUUUGUCAAUGCUAAUUAAAUCUGUCAAAAACAAAACACAGGAGUUUCAAGCAAGGAAAAAACAGAAAGUCAAAUAACUUGUUUAUUUUGGUACAUCCUAAAUGCAUUCUCCUAAAUUGAAAAAAUAAAUUAUUUUUAAUGUCUGAAACACUUUCUGGCAUAGGAAUUAAAUUUUGAUCCUGCUGACUGUUUUUAUAUUUUCUCCACGAAUAAUCACGGAAGCAUAGAUUUAGAGCUGAAAUGAGUCUUAAAGGCCAACCUGUUCAUUUUGCAGAUGAGAGAACUGAAGCCCAGAGAGGUUGUGUCUUACUCAGCUAGAAAGAGCAGAGCCCUUCUCUACAAAUCCAGCAUGCUUUCCAAAUGUACCAUUUGCCUACAGGUUUUGUGUCUUUAAACACAAAAAUUUCUUCUUUAAGUAUAUAUGAACUUGAAAUUUUUUUUCAUAAAAUCAAGUUUGAUAGUGAGAAUCAGUAAAAUAGAUUUUAAAAGUUUAAUUUGUGAAAAAUUGGAAUUCUAUAGAAUCUUAUAAGCUUGUUAGGACUAAUUUGAUAUUAUUUAUUUAUUGUGGCAAAUCAUCAACAAAUCAGUCUGGUUAUAGUAACCUGGAAAUCUCUUAAGUUCUCUGUCUAACCUGAAAGGUUAGUCAUUGUAUCCUGGUAGAAUACUGGCCUUGCAGACAGAGGGACUUGGAUUCAAAUUCUGCCUCUGUAACACAAUUAAGUCUUUUAACCUCUCUGAGCCUCAGACACCUCUCUUAAACUUAUCCAGUACAUUCUGUACAGGUUGCAAUCUGUAGUGGUGGUGCAAGUUCCCAUUGUUAGCUAAUAGGCUGAUAGUUUGACCUAUUGACCUCUUUUAAGAUAGUAAUCUAAGACCUUUCUUUGAAACUUAUAUACGGUUUAUAUAUAUAUUUAUGAAUUGAAAUUUUUUAAUCAACAUUUGAAGUCUUUUUGUUUAUUUGUUCUGCUUUACGGAAACAAGUCAGCCAGUGGUAAGGAAGUAGAUUGUAGAUGACUUUCUGAAGAAGGUUAGCAGAGAAGGGGAGGAAACACAUGGGAAAGGAGCUAGACUGAACAGAAGGAUCAAGGAAUGUCUCUCACCUUUUCUCAUUUAGGGGAAAAAUUCUGGAAAAUGAAUUCAAACAGGAGAAUAUCAUAGUCAAUAUGAAAAGGAAGUUCAUAUUUCUAAUAACUGUUUGAAAUGUUGGUGAAGUCUUCUCCAGUGAUUUUUCUUUUUACAGAAGUGGAGAAUUCUUUUGUCUGACCUUCAGCUUUAUGAUGGAGUACUUUUAAAUAGGUGGGUAUUACUGCUAUAAAACUUAGGGAAAGUCUUCAAUUUUUGAUCUUUUAAAUCUUUGGUCUCAUCUAUUUUAGGUCUUAUCAACCUAUAACUGACUACAGAUAAGAGUCAGUAUUGCACUUCAAUAAUAUAUACAUAAAUAAAAUUGGAAUGGUCAGUAGGAGCAAAUACUAAAUGUGGUGGUUUCAGGAAUGCAAAAGAAGUUUGGCUGGGUUUGGGGUUAAUAGUAAACGUGGCAUAUUUGGUAUUAAAAUUCAAGCUUGCAGAUGUGGCAUAAUUUUGUAGUAUGUGGGGAUGCAAAACUCAUUAGUGUGGUAUCAAAGAAGAAAAGGAAUUCGAAAAGCCUUUGAGCAGGAAAAAAAGAUGGAAUAUUUGAACUGUUUAGCGCUAGUUGCCAGAACUUUGGAAUGCCUGAAAAGGGAAUUGUUUUUAUUAUAAAGCUGUGACACCAUUAAAUUACCCAAUUGUAUUUACCAGUUGGCUUUACCCAUUUUGGUUUUAUAUUUCCAUCUGUCUAUAUUAAAUCCUAACACUUGCUUAAA
Molecule: messenger RNA, 4503 nt
Organism: Trichosurus vulpecula (common brushtail)
Lineage: Eukaryota; Metazoa; Chordata; Mammalia; Diprotodontia; Phalangeridae
Gene: ESF1
Product: ESF1 nucleolar pre-rRNA processing protein homolog
Exons: 14
Coding region: 283-2739 (818 amino acids)
Biological process (GO): rRNA processing
Cellular component (GO): nucleus
Molecular function (GO): RNA binding
Source: RefSeq, a predicted model, not a curated record